Messenger RNA from Condylura cristata (star-nosed mole), 1154 nucleotides. RefSeq names its product cyclin-dependent kinase-like 4 (gene CDKL4). Gene Ontology annotation, cellular component: nucleus. The coding region runs from base 132 to 1154 and encodes 340 amino acids. Gene Ontology annotation, biological process: protein phosphorylation. NCBI's taxonomy places the organism in Eukaryota, Metazoa, Chordata, Mammalia, Eulipotyphla, Talpidae. The record is from RefSeq and is a predicted model, not a curated record. The transcript is spliced from 10 exons. Gene Ontology annotation, molecular function: cyclin-dependent protein serine/threonine kinase activity; ATP binding.
ACGACUCGGGAGUUAGGGCGGCGGGGGGCUGCUGGAGCCUGGUCACCGACGCCCCAGUCAGCAUCGUGUGACAUUGCCACAUUUCUGGGUGCAGGUCAGCCAAUACAACCAUUUAAGUUGCUUCAACGAUAAUGGAAAAGUAUGAAAAAUUAGCUAAGAUUGGAGAAGGGUCUUAUGGGGUCGUAUUCAAAUGCCGAAACAAAACCUCUGGACAAAUGGUGGCUAUUAAAAAAUUUGUGGAAUCUGAAGAUGAUCCUCUUGUUAAGAAAAUAGCACUAAGAGAAAUACGUAUGUUGAAGCAAUUAAAACACUCAAACCUUGUGAACCUCAUUGAGGUAUUCAAAAGAAAAAGGAAAAUGCAUCUGGUUUUUGAAUACUGUGAUCACACACUUUUAAAUGAGCUAGAAAGAAACCCCAAUGGAGUUGCUGAUGGAGUAAUCAAAAGUGUAUUAUGGCAAACACUUCAAGCUCUUAAUUUCUGUCAUAAACAUAAUUGUAUUCACCGAGAUGUAAAACCUGAAAAUAUUCUAAUAACUAAGCAAGGCAUAAUCAAGAUUUGUGACUUUGGGUUUGCACGAAUUCUGAUUCCAGGAGAUGCCUACACUGAUUAUGUUGCUACAAGAUGGUACCGAGCUCCUGAACUUCUUGUGGGAGAUACUCAGUAUGGCUCUUCAGUCGACGUGUGGGCUACUGGCUGUGUUUUUGCAGAGCUCCUGACAGGCCAGCCACUUUGGCCUGGAAAGUCAGAUGUGGACCAACUUUACCUGAUAAUCAGAACACUGGGAAAACUAAUCCCAAGACAUCAGUCUAUCUUUAAAAGUAACCAAUUUUUCCAUGGCAUCAGUAUUCCUGAACCAGAAGACAUGGAAACACUUGAAGAAAAGUUCUCAGAUGUUAAUCCUGUGGCUUUGAAUUUCAUGAAGGAGUGUCUGAAGAUGAACCCAGAUGGCAGACUGACCUGUGCCCAACUCCUGGAGAGCCCCUAUUUUGACUCUUUUCGAGAGGACCAUAUGAAAAAAAAAGCACGAAAUGAAGGAAGAAACAGAAGACGCCAACAGUCUGCCUUUCCUAGGCUUUUCCUGAAAUCAAAGAUAGGCUCUGGCCAGAUACAAAAAGGGGAAACCCAGACAUCUGGGAACCAAAUCCUAGCCUAA